AGCAUUCAGAGUAGAAAGUGUCUUCCAUUUCUGCAUAAUUGUAAUGUUUGGUAAGUGAACUGGUGCCUUUUCUGUAAGCUCAUAUUUACGUAAUAAUUUCUCUGAACAGGUUUGAAAAUGGGUCAGCGUAUUAUCAUGAAGAUGACCGUGAGGGCCUUUUAAAAGUCUGCAGACUCGUGAUUCACUCGCGCUACGAAGACUAUACAACGGAAGGCUUUAACGUGCUGUAUAACAAGCAGCCUGUUAUAUACAUUAGCUCUGCAGCCAGAGCAGGCUUGGGACAAGCUCUUUGUAAUCAGGUAAAAUGGAACUUUUGGGGUCUUAUCUGUAAGUGACACUUUCUUUAUCAUGUUGUCCCCUUAGCUGGUUUCAUUACGCAUCUAUACUUUCUGUUGAAAUAUCCUUGCAUCUGUGAAAUAAACUUGUCUCUCUUGCUCACAUUCAGAUGGUAUCUUUUUAUUCUGAUGUCCUGUUGUUGCAGAAUGUUAUAGCUGAGGGAACUCUGAAGUUUUAGCCUGCCUGCCUACAUUCACAUAGAAUGUUCUGUAUUCCACUUAGUAUGACCGCAACCCUGCAUACAGGUUGACUUCAGUGGGAUUUAACUCACCUGACUGGAUGCAGAAUUGCAGCCUAUAUCUUAUCCAAGUUAAGGUGCUUGCCACUGUGCCUACUGAUGGGAGCCAGUGUAGUGUGAUAAGACCCCUGGUUGACUCUGACUCCAGUGUGGAUGCCCCCCACCCCCAGUUCCUUCAGGCAGGCUCUUGUUUCGUUUUUAAUUAAGGUGCUUGGCAUGUCUUCAUCAGUUUAAACUUUUUAUGUUGUUCCUUCAAAUAAAAAUGCUUAGAGGCUGCUUGGGGGAGUGUGGGGUGACUUCAUGGCUGUCAGAAGGAAGAGCCAAUCAGCACUCAGUAUAGGCUGCUUAUGCUGGAAAUGGGAAAAACCGAUGGCUUCUGAGCUCAAUUCCGUUUGUAAAAUUAGACAUCUGGCCCAAAAGAGCUGUGCAGUCCACUGGAGGCUCACUGCUCAAGAUAUAAAUUUUUUAAAAAAUUAAAAAUUGUCCAGUGUAUCUGAAAAAGUGUGCAUGCACACAAAAGCUUAUACCCAGAACAAACUUAGUCGGUCUCUAAGGUGCUACUGGACAAUGUUUUAAUUUUUUUAUUUAUUUCGACUGCAUAAGACCAACACGGCUACCUACCUGGGUGGGGCCUGCUCAAGAUGCGUAUACAUAGAACUUAAUGACCUCCCUGCUGUGACACACUUCACCUGUGCCAGGUGGUCCUUCUCUCAGAUUUCCACGUAUGAACCAAGGUCGGGUCCGUUGCAUUUCAGUUCUUUUUAAACCUCAAAGUUAUGGUUAACGUCAGUGGCAGUUUUCUUUUCCAAAUGAUAGAGUAGCUCUGUGAGAUUGAGGCCUUUCAAGUUGCAAGCUAAACCUGUGUUUUCUCUAUUCUCCCAUCGCAUACCUCCUCACUUAAAUUACACAUGCAUUAUACUUCAUCAGUUUAGAUUUCUCAACUUUACUUUUGUUUACAUGUUGAGAAGUAUAAUAGUGCUUUGACCCCUAUCAGAAAGGUUGCCAGCUGGGUAUUCCACAAAAAAGGCAUCACAAUGGAUAAGGCCCAUGGCUUGGUUGCCAUCUCCUUCCCCACCCACCCCCGCAACAGUAUUUCUGGCCAGACUGUCACCUACUGGGAAAGGUGGUCCAGCAAGUAUUUAGACCCCCAGCCAUUUAGGGCUUUAUAAAUUAGUGACGUUAACCUGUGUUUAGAAACAGUGCAGAUCAUGGUGAAUGGUUGCAACAUGGCUCUGAAUAAGCAGAUCUGAAUAAGCCCAUCUUAGCCUUCUUCAAAAACAUACACAAACAUGGAAAUCUGAAACGCUCAGAUCACGUUAGGGGUAUAACUUCUGUCUCGUCCCUCUGCAGCUUGGUUUGCCUCUUUCCUGUAUGUGCCGGGUGCCUUGUAACACCAUGUUUGGAUCUCAGCAUCAGAUGGUAAGUUUGAGCAGAAGCAGCAGCACACGGCCUUGUUCCAUUUGUGUACAUAAAUAAUUGUUCCCUCCUUUGCUUGGUGGCAGGAUGUUGCUUUGCUGGACAAAUUGAUUAAGGAGGACAUUGACUCUGGAAAGCUACCAAUAUUGGUAGUGGCUAAUGCUGGUAGGUAUCUUUAGCAGAUGAAAUUUGGCUACUACUUCCCCGCCCCCGCCCCAUGCACUUUCUCACCUACUCUCAAUAGAACCUCAAAUUUCUAAUUUAUAGAUAGAAUGCUGUUAACUGGCUGCUUUAUAUCUGAGUUGCCAGGCUUGGUCCUAGUUUUCACAAAGGUAGCAAGCCAGUGUCUGGGCUGUUCCACUUCACAUUUGCAGGUGGGGGCUCCCAUGAUGGAAUGCCCCUCCACACUCACUAACUAAAUAACCUGACUAUGAAGUCUAGAAGCCUCUCUUCUUUUAAAUGAGAGCUAGGAUUGUGCCCACAGCAGAGAGGGAGGGAGAGUAGGGAAACCUAUGCUUCUCUGAGUUAAACUGGCCUCAGGCAUGGGAGUGCUAGCCAGUGCCCAGAUGACAGCACCAGGAGUAUUCCAAAGGGGGAGAAGCUCCCACUCUGGUCCCUCUCAUUGCAACAUUAAUUAGAUUCUGGGUGGGGCCUGCAUGCAGCAGCGCAGCUGAGCCACACACCAAGUCUCAGUAGGGCUGGUUGACCGCACCCCUGGCUAUUCCUUUCUCAGCACCCCCCAUAUGCUAGGUACAAAAAAAGAUGCCUGCUGAAGGUGGGGGAUCUUGGUUUCCCAAAAAUUAGGGCUCAGAUGGUCACUGAGUUGCUUGGACAGUUGAAGUGCUCCAUGCAAACAUGCUUAUCAAAAUAAAGCCCCCAUUUCUGGGCACCGUACUGUUAAAAAAAGCACAAGGCUACUGGAGUGUAGCUUGAGGCAGGACAAGCGAAUCAGGUGGCUGGAAAGGGAAGCCAUGCUUUCACGUCUCCACCAUGUGUUGACUGGGAGGCAAAUAUUCCUUAACACAGGAAGCCUGCCCUGGGGCAGUUGUUGCUAAAGGAGUAUUGGAAAUAGAAAAGACUGAACGCUGCACUACUUACUAUAAAACUUUACUUUGUUGAAAUGGAAUUCCAACUAAUUCUGAGCCUAACAAAGUGCCUAGGAGAGUUCAUGUUAAGUGGCUGCGGCCAUUAGCGACCAAUCUUUUUUGCAUUUGGAUUGUUGUUCUUCCCUUUCGAUGCAGGUACACCAGGAGCAGGGCACACAGACAAACUUGGGCGACUGAAAGAACUCUGUGAGCAGCAUGGCAUGUGGCUACAUGUCGAAGGGUACAGUGCCAUUUUAAUGUAAUGUUAAGUUGACUAACUGUGCAUGAGAUCCCCAUGAAGGUAAAUAACAUGUGCACAAAUGGCAUGGCCAGGUUUGUGCAUGGUUUUGCAUCUUACUUCUUCAUUAGUCACUCCCCAUCCUGAAUUACAAUCCCCUUUUAAAAAUCUCCUAAACUAAAAACAAGUGAAGUGACUGUAAAAAAGGAGAAGGCAAUAGAUGCCAUUGAUUAAAAAAUUGGGGAGAUUUUGAUGAACGGGUUUUCACAGAGCUGUUUCAGGGAGAGUUUUAAAGGACAGUACAGUGCUGUGCAUCUAUUUGAGUCCCCACACGCUGCGCUAAAUUGGUGCAGCAUGGCAUUGCCUCUGCACAUGCGCAGACACUGAAAAUCACAUCGACGCAGAGGCCGGAAAUUGGGGGGGGGGGGCUCAUGCGUGUGCGCAAUCCAGCCCACAGAGGGGCUGGAGUGAACCGGCCCAGGCAAGGUAAACCUUGCCGACCCCUGCCUUAACCACUAACUGGAUUAAAACAAAGUGUCUCUUUCAGGUCCAGAAUCUUGGAAUAAAUUCCAGUUUCUACAGCAUACAGCUGUAAAUUCCGGUUUCUACACAUACAGCUUCCCUAAGUACAGAAUCACAAAAUAUUUAAAAUGAAACUAAAGUGAAAAGUUAGCAUUUAGAGAAGGCAAGGAAUAUCCAGUGUAAUCUAAAACUGAGUUUUCUUGUUUCUUUCAGGGUGAAUUUGGCUACUUUGGCUUUGGGUUAUGUCUCGUCAUCUGUACUGGUAUGUUUCUGCUUUCUUCAGUGUGGGUUUAGGGGACUGAAUUUAUUCUGUCUCUUUUCAGACCAUUGAUCAUGAUAUCCUCCUGAACCAACUGUUCAAGAUGGGUUUUAGAGGUGCAGUGGUUUCAUUAUACCUACAGUCAAGUCCAUAUAGUAACGUUAGGGGAGUGCUUUUUUACUCCCUUGAACUUGUGCUAUGGGGUCCUGCAGGGCCCUCUUUUUGGUCCCCAGUGUUAUUUAACAUCAACACGAGGCCAUUGACAGCAGUCAUUUCAAGUUUUGGUUCAGGUGUUGUCAGCGUAUUGACAGCAAUAUACUGAUGACAGGCAGCUCCAUUUCUCCAUUGGUAACUUCAGCUCUGAGCUACUUCAAAGUGAGGCUGCCUUGGCCUGGAAGCCCCAGCUGCUAAGCCACUGGUGAAGAGAGAUAACCAGCAGCAUGCAACACCUCUGUUGAAACAUCUGCAGUGGCUGCCCAUAUGCUCCAGGUUCAGGACUCAUAUUAAAAUACAAAGCCCUGAAGAACUUGGAUUCAAAAUACCUUAAAGACUGCCUUCCCCCUUAUAUCCCAACUUGAUCACUGAGAUCAUCUGGAGGAUGUCCUCUGUGUUUCUGAGGCCCAGCUGUCUUCAGCUAGAAGUCAGGCAUUUAGUGUUGCCAAAUUCCACAAAAGUGGACUGCUCUUCCAGCAAAGAUCCAGGAGGCAUCCUUACUGCUAAUUUUCAGGUGUCUCCUAAAUACUUUUUUAUGCCAACAGGCCUCUGAAUUUGUUUAAUCCCCACGCCAAGUUGAGCCAGUCAUUUUCAUUAUCGUUUACUUUUUUUUAGGCUGGUCUCUCAUUUUUAGAAGUUUGGCUCAUGGGUUCCAUUGUUUUGAGUUGCACUCAAAUAAUAUAACUCUGCCUUCCUUUCUGCAGGCCGCAACCAAAUGUGACAGCAUGACCCUGACUCUGGGGCCCUGGCUAGGUCUCCCAGCAGUGCCUGCAGUGACUCUCUACAGACAUGAGGAUCCUUCUUUGGUAAGCUUAUUUCUUUGUAUAUAUGCUCACUGCUUGAUCCAAACUCCAAAGGUUGGCAACCCCUGCAUCCACCCUGAAUUUUUCACAUACGAUGGAAUAACAAAUCCAGCAAAAAGUAAUGAAUGCAAAUAUGUUGUUGUUUUGUUCACAGUCCUUGGUUGCAGGCUUGACCUCUAGCCAGGCAGUUGAGAAGCUGCGUGCUCUGCCUCUGUGGCUCUCCUUGCAGUACCUUGGACACGAUGGGAUUGUGGAAAGAAUAAAACAUUCAUCUCAGUUGGUAAGAAGUUGGGCAUUGCUUUGGCUCAUGUGCAUCUCCAUGGAUGAGCUGGCAUUUCACGUUUUACGUAUAUAGUGGUGUUGUUGCAUUCUCAGUCUCGAGCCAAAGAAGAGAUGAGUUAUGUGUGUGUAUCAUAUGCGUGUAUGAGAUGUAACACAGGAUACCUGUAAAUGGGUCACAGAAAGUGUUUUUUAUUUUAUUUUAUUAUCCAUCAAAACAGCCAUGUAGGGCUGAUUUUGGCCAGAGAAACAAUGUUAGGAAAGGAGAUUUUAAGUUUUCCUUCACACACCUUUGCCCUGAUCUGAAUUCCUCCAAGUAGCUAUUGGCCCUCUUUGGGGGCAGGGCAGGGGGAAGAAAAUACAGCUGAGUGUUUUUUGUUUAAAGAAAAAUCCCCAGUGGAGAUAACAGAGACUUGGGGGGGAGUAGGGCUUUAGAUUGGGGAAAUGAUGCAAACAAAGACAUUUAAAGACCCAUCUUCAUAUGCUGCUGCUCCAUUCAAAACUAGGGUCUUUGACAGCUGCUUUGAAGUAAGUUUGUUCAAGCACAGAAAUCUAAUCAUAGGUCCGUCACAUAAUUUAUCUAAGUCUUGUAAUAUAAUGAUUCACUAUUUGAAGGAGGCAGCUGACCAAACAUUUAUGGUCUACAGCUUCUCCAUGUUCCCAAGGAGAAACCAAGGUGGUGGAGGGGAGCAGGGCUUGAUUGGCAAACUGCAAAUGGUCGCUUGUAUAUGAGCUUCCAGUAGAGGAAGCUCUUUUACAGGCUUCGUAUAAUUGUUUGCCAACCCUCUGGUGGUGAGAGCGUGAAACAGUUGACACAUCUUGUCACCAGUUCGGAAAGACGUUGUAUUCUGUACAGCACCUUUUAGAUGUGGGUGGGCCGUGAUUAAUAAAUGAACAAUCAGGCACUUGUUAAACCUUGGCAGAGGGACUGCUGCUCAUCACCCCCUGCCUCUUGUGCUACAGCCUCACUCCUCCUUGCUUUGCUGUCUGCUGACCUGCCUUCCCCAAAUGUGAAAGCAACAGCAAGACCAAAGAGAACAUGCAGCAGCAGCAGCAGCAGCAGCAGCAGCAGCAGCCUCCACUUGCCUUGUGGAGCAGUGAGGCAGAUUGGGACCAGAAGAGGAAGAGCAAGGGAUUGGGCAGGGGUGGCAGUGGGAAGGAGGAGGAGAGGGUGGCUGGGGGGGGGACCCCCUUAAGGCAUCUUGUCCCAAAAGCCCCAAGAGUCAACCCUGAUGGAAAACCCCAGCUGAUGGAGGCGGGGGCGAGUGUUGGCCAUAUCAAAUCAAAUUUAUUAAACGGUCACAGACCAGAUUAACUCGUACAGCUAGUCAGCUAAGCAUAACACCGGAAAAAACAAAGGACAAUUUCAAUACAUAACUGCAAUUUAAAAUUAGACAGCAUAAAUAAAAAUUAAGUAUUUGCCUUCGCCUGCGUAAUGCCAUUGGAAAGCUCUUGUUUCCUGCGCCUAAUAGCGGCUACACAAAAUUUGGCCACAUUGAUCGUAAUUUCAGAAACCUUAUCUUCUACCAAGGCUCUCAUACGUUGGAGUUCUGGUUCAUUUUUAAGCUUUUGUAGAACUGGGGCAAUAAAGGUCAAACGUAGAUCCUCAUAGUAACUACAGUGCAGCAAUACAUGCAGACUUGUUUCCACUUCCGAUGAGCCACACGGGCAAACACGUGACUCAUAUGGUUUGCCCUCAUAUCUGCCUAGCAGCAGGGCAGAGGGCAGAACGUUAAAUCUGGCCAGGGUAAAGGAGUGUCUGUACUUAGGUAUUUGUAAAUCAGCCAAAUAAUUUGCGGGUGAGAACCCUCUCCCAAAGUCUCUAAUUAUGGCAUGUUUAUCCAUUUUGCCCAUAUGACAUUGCAGCUCUAUGUCCCUAAUGCGUUGGAGCACUUGACUUCUGGCUCUCUCAUAUCCUGCCGCUAUCAAGAUCUGCGGGGAGAAUCCCAGGCUUCUUAUCUUUUCAAACAGGGAAGCUUUCCAGGUGGAAUGAAAGGUGUCUAAGAGUGUUAAAGGAGCCAAACCGGCCGGGAAAAAAUAAGUUUUAACCAGUAGUGUAUCUUUAGAAUCCACAGCCGCGCAUUAACGGGUGGUUGUCCAACUUCUAAGCGGACAGCUAUAUUAGAUACACAGGGGGGGAUCCCCAAUAAACACCGAUAGAAUUUUGUUUGAAAUGCCUCCAUAGGCGCAAAAUUUUAAAACUGCAAACCUGGGAUCCAUAAGUAAGUUGUGGGAGUGUUUUUGCAGCAAAAACCUGGGAGGCCGCCGGAACGUAUUUACCCCCUUUCCCGUGAAAAAAUCUUGUAAGGGCUUUAUUAGCCCUUCCUGCGUUGGCAAUGGCGUUUUCAUCUGUUGAUGCCACGAGACCCUUUCCUGAAAAGUUACUCCCAGGUAUUUGAAAGUUGCUACCUGGUCAAUAGGUUGACCAUUAAUUCUCCAUUUGUGUUUCCUUCUUUUUUGAAAACACCAUAAUUUUAGAUUUGCUGUGAUUUAUUGAUAGUUGUUCCGCUUGACAAUAGUCAGCAAGUGAUCUCAAAAGCUUCCUCAGGCCAAUGCAGGAAAAGGAGAGUAGGACUGCGUCGUCCGCAUACAGAAGCACCGGGAUGGGAAUACCUGCCAGUUUGGGAGGGUGGGCAUUUUCUUUCGCCAUAUUUACUGCUAGAGAGUUGAUAUAGAAAUUAAAUAGCGUUGGCGCGAGGACACAUCCUUGUUUAACCCCAUAGUGCGUUUGAAUUUCUUUAGUUAGAUGGCCUGACCGAUCGCAUCUUACCCUCACCCUGGUGUUUUCGUAUAGACCACGGAUAAGGCGUAAUAAGCGUUUAUCUAUGUUUGUAGCGCCAAGCUUUUCCCAGAGUCUAUCCCUUGGUAUUAGAUCAAACGCCGAUUUAAAAUCCACGAAUGCUGCAUAUAAAGACCCCCCUUUUCUAGAGUAUUUGUCUGCCAGGUGUUGAAGGGUAAGGGCCUGGUCUAUAGUUGAACGCUUUGCUCUAAAACCAGCUUGAGCUUCUGAUAGAAUAUGCUCUCUUUCCAUCCACUCCACUAAUUUAUCACAUAAAUGAGCAGCAUACAGUUUGCUAAUAAUACUUAAUAGACUGAUUGGUCUAUAGUUAGCUGGCUCAGUUCUGUUUCCUUUCUUAAAUAUUGGAAUGAUGAUGGCUAAACCCCAGUCCUCGGGGAUAAUAGCCGCUUGAUUUAUACUAGUGAACAAGGCGGCUAGCACAGGGGCCCACCAUUCGACAUUUGCCUUAAGAAUUUCUGGAGGGAUAUUGUCAGCACCCGGGGCUUUCCCUGAUUUAAGAGCUUGAAUAAGUCCAGUAAUUUCUUCUAUGGUUACAGGGGGCCAUUCCUUACCAAAUUCACUUGAAGCAGGAAGCAGAGCUGGGGCCAGUUGAUUUGAUGAAUAUAAUGAGAGGAAAUAGGCCUCCCAUGCUCCAGCGGGUAUAGAGUAUUCGAUUUCAAUCGGGAGUCUCUCCAGCUUUUUGCAAUUAUUUUCCAAAACGUGGCAGAAUCUUUCCUUUGGGAGGCCUCCACUAGGCACUGCCAUUCCUCCCUUUGUGCCUGGAGCUUUUUCUUGCUAAUCAAAGCUUUAUAACUGCGUUUUGACUCAAACCAGUCUAAUGGAAGCGAAGGUAAGUUCGCUGUUCUAUAGUUCCUGUACUUAUCCAGCAGGAGGCGUUUCAUGGCCAUGCAUUCUUGGUCAAACCAAGGUUUGGAUUUAUUAAAGUGUAGAGAUUGCCGUGGCGUUUUUUUGUUGGUCAGAUAAGGUUGUAGCGACGAAAUCAGUUCCCGGAACAUGUCCAAUCUGGCCUCAGGAGUUGGGGAAUUAACGAGGUUCUCCUUUCUAGCAAGAAAAAUAUCUGAGUGAAGUCUUUCCGAUAUUUCAUCACUCAAUUUGCUGGACCAUUUAAUACGUGAGUAUCUUAGCUCCAUGUUUUCGAAGCAUGGGGCUACAAGUUUAUCAGAGCAAAAUAAAUCUUUUCUUACAUCCAGUAUUAAACAGAACGGUAGAUGGUCGCUGUCAACCCUCUCCACCACUUUACAUUCCCGUGCUCUGCUCAAAAGGUUAGAUGACACCAGGACGUAAUCGAUAGUGGAGGCUCCCAUGUUGGAUAUAAAUGUAAAUUCCCCACUGGGUUCUCUGUCGACACGACCAUUUAAUACAGUCAAAUCCAGAUUGUUGGAAAACGUAGAAGACAUAGGCCUGCGUAAUUGCAGCCCUUGUCUUUUGAGAGCCUUGGGGAAUAGAAUGGGCUUCUUCAGAAAUGGGAGGUACGUCGUGAAAAUGAGCAUAUAACGCUUCGUCUGAUUGGCCAAUUCUGGCAUUUAAAUCCCCAGCCAGCAGCACUGCCGCAGCAGGAGUUUGAUUCAUUAGCUCAUCGACAUAAGAUUCUAUCCUAUGCCAGAGAUUUUUGAUAAGCUGCUUGCCUCUUUGGGGAGGGGCAUAUAUAUUAAUCAAUAGGAGUGUGCAAUAUCUGCAUUUCAUCAAUAAUGCCAUGGCCACACUGCUCAGAGGCUCCAGCUCGACGAAAGAUGCUCUCAACCUUGUGGAUAUUAAAAUGCCUAGCCCACCCUUAACUCGUCCCCCUUUGUUGCUUGGUGAGCCUGCGAGCGAAAAUGAGGCAAAACCAUUUACAUCUAGAUCCCCUGUUAGCCAUGUCUCUUGCAAGAAGACUAUAUCAUGAUCUUGAAUAAAAUUGACAAAUGAUUGGUCAGUCGCCUUGUUGAGCCAACCAGCAAUGUUCCAUGAUAUAAAUUUAAGAUUGGCUUUAUCACAAUCAAAUCUUUGUCAAUUAUUAGCUAACGUACUUUUAGGGUUUGUCGCUUUAUGUAUCGGGCGCCUAUCGUCUUUAAAUGGCGGGCUAUCCAGCCGCUCUAUGAUUUCAAUAGGUGGAUGCAAAGUGCUCACGUUUGUGAACACCAGAUCUUUAUUAUGCAUAAAUUCCUUCUGUGGAUAGUCUGUUUUGGCCUGAUUUUGGCCCAAUUCUGUUUCAUCUAGGUAUCUCAUUUUGUCCCAUACGUCUUGUGGGGUCACCUUGGGGAUAUUUCUCUUUCGGGGGGGUGAUGGAGUACUCUCCUUGAAGGGUGGCACAUUCUCUCUUGGUGGAAAGUUAAUCUCCGCUUUAAUCUGAAGGUUACGUGUUGUGGUCUUUUUUUGGUCCCCCUUGAUAACCUCGUUGCCUGAAGCUCUCUCGGCCAGCUUAUCUCUUAGCUUAUCUAGUCUUCCCAAGAUGUCAGUUUGUAUUAAUGGUGGGAACAUCCAGAAUUGGUCAAUUAGGAUAUUUUCUUCCAUAGUAAAGAAAUCCUCACCUUUACUUGCAAGGCAUUGCGGGUUCUGUUUGUCAGGCCAGGAUUUUGAGAGUUGUUUCCCCUUUCUAAGAUUUGCCUGCUUAGUUUUCAAAAGGGGGCUCAAAGGAGCCUUAUUUUCAAAGAACCUAAGUAUUAUUGUCCGUGCUUUUAAAAAGGCAGGUCUUGACCUAAAAAUAUACUUGGCCAGGUUCUGAUCCCUAAAAGUGGUCAGUGCUCUCACUGAGUGACCAUCAUAAUGUAAAUAUUCCACCGAGGUGAUAUCAUUAGCAUUAACCAUUCCUGGCAGUAUGUCAUUUAGACUAGAUACAAAGUUCAUUAUUCGCUGUUUCCCUGUAAGGAAGCCCUUAGGCUUCGGGAAGUUCGUGAAUACCAGUUUUUGGGGAUUUAGGAUCAAAUUCCAAUCUCUUUCCUGACUGGAGGCUUGCCAGGUCUGAAGGGGGGUAUCAUCUCUACUAAACGCUUCCUCUUCCCCGCUGUUCGAUUUGCUAAAUGUUUUAUUGCCUUCAUAGGAAGAGGCCUCUACUUCCGCAGCAUCAGGUUUAUUAAAAAGUUGGUUAUCCAAGGACUGAGUUGUUACUUCUGCCUUCUCACUUGCUACUGGAGUCAGCCUUGGCGAGUCCUCCUUAGCCGGUUGCUGUGUAACUACCUUUGUUUCUCUCUUUUUACCCUUCUUUUUGCUGCCCCGUGUGGUCGAUUUAUUUGGGGCUGGGGAAGAAGUUUAAACAAUUUCUGCCAAUGUAUGUUUCGAUUACUGCGGGUAUGCUUGGCUAUCCUUGUUGUUUUAAUAUUUUUACUUUUCUUCACUUUUACCCUUGAGUUAUGUCUUUGCAGAUUCUUAUUUAUUACUGGUUUGUUCAUCGACGCUAGCUCAACUGUUUUAUGUUCUUGUGGCAUAUCAUUUAAUUUUAACUCUUUUAAUUGAGAUGUGAAAUUUUCUACUAACGUCAGCAGUAGCCCGUUUGUUAUUGUUAGAUAAUUUUUAUGUUGGCUAAAUCAGAACUUAUUGCUAGGGAAUAAUCCAAAGGGCGACCGUCACUCAAUUCUGUUUGAGAGUAUUUUGGAGUAGGUAUCUGGUUUUGAUGGGUUGAUGUAAUUUCUUCCGUGGGCAGCUGUUCCUUAGUAAUAGAGGUAUUUCCCUCCUGAAGUUCCUCGGCUAAAGCUAGUUCUUGCGCUAGGCUGCAUGGGGAGUUAAUAUUUCCAGAAUCUUGGUAUAUCUCUUUAAAAUUAGACGUCCAAUCAAGAGCAGUAAGAGAGGGGGGUAUUACUUCAUCAAGAAUUAACUCUUUUUGUGGACUCUUACCCUCCUCCAUCUUAGGAAAGUAAUUUGUGAUUUUGCUUUGUCUUUUACCAGGGCCCGAGGGGCUGAUUGCCAAGUCAGGCAGUAUAUCCAACUCCUUGUAUUUUCUUCUAGUAAAAACCAUGGUAAAAGUGGUCUUGAUAUAGAGAGAGGGCAGUUUACCCCAGGUGCGGCUGCCUUAGAUUGGGGGGCAAGUGGGGGUAUCAAUCUAUAUUCCCACCUGCUCUCUGUAACAGCUUCCUGAUGUGCUCAUCAACAGCCUCGAUAUAUUUCUCUAUUUUGAGUUCUCUGCUUUUAGAUCUUGGCAAUUGUCCUAAGCCUGUAGUUUUCACCUCAAUCAUGCGACCAGCGCUAUUUCACAAAUGCUGCAACCUAGUCAGAAUAUAAUAAUAAAACAAUGCUGCCAGAGAGACAGCAGUAAUAAAACGGCUAAAAACUACAUUAAAAUUAAAAUUGCCUUAUUUAGGCAAUUUAUAUGCAGCUGGAAAAGGAUAAUAGUGGAGUUUGGCUAUAGCGCAUGUACAGCUAUGAUAACCUUGUAUUUCGGGUCUUAGCUUAGUCUUUAGAGGCCAUCUUCCACCGCCCUAUACUGAACGAAGGAUAUCCAAGAGCCCCAGAAGGGAAACUUUCUGUGGGCUGGUUCGCUGGUUCCUUCUAGGUAGUCUUUCAAAGGCCUACCACAUAAGGCAGGGCACAGAACGAUAUCUUGCUGAAGCCGGUUUUCCAAACCUCCAUAGGGUCCUAUCCGAUACCCUGUUGUGGAGUUAUUGUGUAGAUUAAAAAGUUCCUGUAAAAAAAACUGAGGGUGCCUUCGCCAGGAGUCUCUAAGAAUAUAAAAGCUGGUCUCCUCGAACGAGUUUAUUAAAAUGAAGAGUCUUUCCAGCUACAGCACUACCUCUUCAACUAAGCAGGAAUGUUGUCCCCAGCUAGUUCACACAGCCCCCCAGCUGGGCGGGGGUCAGUCAAUUCAGUUAACCCCGAAUCUCCAAGCUUUAUCUUUCUCUGUGUUCAGCAGAGCUGGGUGUCUGUGGGCCAAUCUCAAAGCAAAGCUCACAGUCGUAUCUCUCCUUACCCUCCUUCUCCAGGCACCGUUGGUCAGGUAAGCAGUUCACAGUUCUGUCUUUAGACCUCUUCUGUCUCUCUGCUCUCAGUUCAGGCAGCAGCGUUCUCUCCUCUCUGGCAACCUUGACCGGGCAGCUGAUAAGGAGGGAGGGAGCAGGCUGGGACAAGCUGAAGCUCACAGAGCCGACAGGAGUUAUAAAAAUGUUCAGAGUCUUUAAAAUGUUUUCCGUUUGUUAAAAAUUGGCAUCCGGAGGGCAAUUAAGGUAAGGUUUUUAAAAAUAAAAGUGAACGCCGGAGAGCGUGACUUGCCUCGGCGCCAUCUUGGAGAGCAUUCUCAAUGACGUUAGAAAUACGCUUCCAAAUUUGUACAGGGUGCCUUUUCAUCAUCCCUGGAUGAGCGGAACCAUCGGCUAUGCACCUUUAAUAGGCACGUGGCAGAGGUCACUCCAAAAUGUCACACAGGAAAGAGAGAGAAAAGCAGCUGCUGUUUGCCUUGUUUUCUGCACAGCUAUAUCAGUGUUGGCCAUAAUACCUCAUUGUUUUUAGCUGCUUAGUGAGUCAUUUUCAGUCCCCUGCCGCCUCCCCACAACAUCUCUAAAAGCUGUUAAAAAAGAAAAGAAAAGCGUGAUCAGGCCUUCCUUUUUCCCUCCUUUCCUUGGUUUUGGAAGUGGUCUUUUAAGUAUCCAGCUGGCAAAGAUGACUGGCACCUGCUCUAUAUUGUUCUUGCUGCUUGAAGAAAGUUCUCUUGUUAUCCCCCUUCCCACUGGCAUUAGUGUGUGAUGUCCACCCUUACCAGUACAUUCAGUUAUCACCGUUGAAGGGAUACACUUUCCCCACUUAUACUCAGGACAGUUGCAUGUACUUGGGUGGGUACGCGUUGUCCUUUUUAAUGAGCACUGGAUGAGCAUCUUACGUAUUUUGUAUUGUCAUUUGUUUUAUAUUUUUUUCUGGUUUCAGUUUGCUUGUCGUUGAUUUAUUCUGUCAAGUCAACUUGAAACACCUUCUUUUGUAUUAAGUGGCUGAGAAAUGUUAAUGAUGAUGAUGAUCCGUAAUACAGUGGUACCUCUGGUUGCGGACGGGAUCUGUUACGGAGCUCCGGUUGGAUCCUGAGGUUUUCGCUACCGGAGGUGCUUGUUGUGCGCAUGUGCGCAGCGCGGUAGAGCACUUCUGAACAUGCGCGUGUAGUGAAACCCGGAAAAAUACUUCCGGGUUUGCUGUGUUCACAUCCUGAGGUUUACGUAACCAGAAGGUUACAUAACACGAGGUACUACUGUACCUAAGGGGUGCCCUCAUCAGAGCCCUCAGAAACAACCCUUUGUGUAUGCAGUAAUUGACCAAAAGCCAGUAGAGGUGAACAGUUUGUGUUGCUAAGGAACACAUCAUCCUAGGAAGACUGUGAAUAUUGCUCUGCUUUUUAAUAAUUUAAUUGAUUCUUAGAAAAUCUUCAUGCUGCAGCUUUCAGGCUUCCCAACAGGGGCCAUUUAGGAAGCUUUUAUAGGUGGCUGCAAGAGCAGCCUACUUGUCUUUCGACCAGGGGGAAGUGGUGGUGUUGAUGACUUGAGGCGCCUUUAAAUUAAAGCAGCUAAAGGCAAAUUCAUGUUGCCAUUUAUCAUUUUAUGUUGCAUUUUUUUAAAAAAGUGUGAAGUGCUUUAGGAUCUUGAUUUCAACCUCACAAGGACUCGUUGAGCAAAUUUGUUGUUAUUCCAUUUACAGAUGAUGGAGGGACCACUAAGACUAGUCUGCAUCUUAGAUUGAUUCUGGCUUGCCACUACAAAUUUAAAUCUUGAUCGAGCUGUCACACCCAUCAAGAAUUUAAUGAGUUUUGUAAUGCUUAUGUAGUUGUUGUUUAUUUAAUCUCCUUCCCGCUCCCAACUUUCAUCUACUCUUUUAGAGUCAACGGCUGUUGGAAAACUUGAAGAAUCAGGAUUUUAUUAAAACCUCAGUAAGUUUUCCUUUUGCACCUUAAUUUUUUAAAACAAUAGCAAUAAUAUAUUAAGCCCAUAACCCACCCUAUCUUCUUGCCACAUUCCUGUUUCAGCUUAGGAAAAGUGGUCUUGUUGCAUAUAUAGUACAGUGACAACAGUGGCAGACCUUGAGGUCUCAGAUUUCAGUGGUGCCCUGUGCGACGCCAAAAUUUGGCACCCCCUCCCCGCCUCUCACGCUCCAUUGCAAAUCAUAGUUGCAACGUCCCUGCAGUGCCCCUGAGGCUCGACGCCCAGUGCAACUGAACUGGUCACACUUCCCUAAAUCCACCUCUGGUGACAGAUUUUAGACAAAAUCCAACGCAAACAGGCAUGGCCUUCUAACGAAUCUGGACGGUUGUGUAAAGAAGUAUGUUUGAAACCCUCUGUGAUUCUUUGCCUGCAUAAACUGAGCUGUGGGUCUGGGAUAAUAACACCUGGCAUAAGUGGGAGGUGUUUUACCACCUUGGGGAAUUCAGUGGGACUUACACUUGGGAAAAUGCUUAUUGGAUUGCAGCCUUGGUUUUUAUAUUUUGCUUUAUCACAUUUAUAGCCUACCUUUCUUCCAUGAAGCUCAAGGGUGGCAUAUUCUCUUUGUCCCGAUUUUAUCCUCACAACAAUUCUUGAGUCAGGUUAGGCUGCAAGAUUGUGGCAGGCCCAAGGUUACCCAGGGAGUUCCAUGGCUCAGCAGGGACUUGAACCCUGGUCUCGCAGAUCCUAGUCCAACUCUGUAAACCACUAAGCCACGCAGGCUGUCUUUCAAAUCUGGUAUCUUGGUUCUCUUGCAAUUUGAAUGUUAGCACUAAUGCCAGUUGUGCUAAUGACAUGGGCCCUAGAGAAUUAAUUUUCUGUACACAGCCUUAAGAUGCUCUCACAACAUUUUGGAACGUGGGUUUUAUUUUUAUUUUUAUUUUAAUGUCCCAUUUCUAAGGUUGAAGAUGAACUUAGCUCUCCUGUGGUGGUAUUUAAGUUUUCCCCAGAACUGUCACCUAUAG
This is a messenger RNA of Podarcis lilfordi (Lilford's wall lizard), 16011 nucleotides long. NCBI's taxonomy places the organism in Eukaryota, Metazoa, Chordata, Lepidosauria, Squamata, Lacertidae. The record is from the annotation of a GenBank genome assembly.